Nymphaea colorata (pocket water lily) is the source of this 1396-nucleotide messenger RNA. Its product is annotated as membrane-anchored ubiquitin-fold protein 3-like. Bases 591 to 947 code for a protein of 118 amino acids. The record is from RefSeq and is a predicted model, not a curated record. Gene Ontology annotation, molecular function: protein binding. The transcript is spliced from 4 exons. NCBI's taxonomy places the organism in Eukaryota, Viridiplantae, Streptophyta, Magnoliopsida, Nymphaeales, Nymphaeaceae.
GCUUCAUCUCCGGAUCUGCUGUUGGGCUUCCGACGCAGAUGACGAAGACCGAAGGAGAAGGCAGACGGGAAGGCGAAGUCUGCAGCCUCUAACUCACACCGUGAGAAGAUAGUAAGAGGAGGGUGAAGGAGAACCGGAACCGGUGUUUUCGUCGUUCUCGGGAUUCUGGUGGACGAUCGCCUGUUGGAAAGGCUUCGCUUUUCUACCGUGACAAUCUUGUGCAACUGGUCUGGUCCUAUGAAGUGUCUGCACCGUUGGAUUUCUUGGUUAAACGAAUUUCCAAAUGUUGUAGACUCCUUAAUAUGCGUGAGGGCCACUAUCAGAAUUUCAACUGUUUCCCUGGGCCUCAGAAAUACAGGGAAUGAAUUGCCAUUACGAUAAGAUGUUGCGACAGACAAUGAGAGCAUCAGAUUCCCAGGCGUGAACAGUGUACAGAAACACUGUUAUGUUUUAGAAUAACCUGUAGAGGACAAGUUAAAGAAUUAAUAUAUAUUUGUUCAUCAACUGGGCCCACCAAAGCAUCAGAUUGUUCACUCUCAGAAGAGUGCAUUUAGUUGGAGAAGGACAUUCACUGUUGAAGAAUUGCCUCAAUGUCAAGUGAAGGUCAGCUUGAGAUCAAAUUCCGUCUCUACGAUGGAUCAGAUAUUGGUCCCAGUUUAUAUGCACCUGCAACCACAGUCCAGGCACUUAAAGAAAAGCUUGUUGCAGACUGGCCACAAGAUAAAAAAAUUGUGCCAAAAACCGCAAGUGACCUGAAGCUCAUCAAUGCUGGAAAAAUUUUGGAGAACAAUAAGACUCUUGCUGAGUCUACAACACCCAUGGGGGAACCUCCAGCUGGCGUGAUCACAAUGCAUGUUGUAGUCCAGCCUUCAUUACCAAGGAAGAAAACAGAGAAGAACCUGGAUGACAUGCCAAAGAAGAGCUUCUGUUCCUGUACCAUCAUGUAGAGUUACUUUCAAAUUGGCCGUCUAUCACAAUUUUUUAUCCACUCAGGUUGGUGGGUCAUCAUUCUGUUGUGCCUACUGUAGUUUCGUGUCAACUUCCAGGUAUUUGUAGAGCCAGGGCCAGUUGGUGCUCUUUCCUUUUUAUCUGCCUUUGUCUUCUCUUUAUUAGGCUACUCUGAUUAAGCAACCAGAUCUUCACGGAAUGUGCAGAUUACACAUCCACAAGUUAAAAGGUAAUGAUAGCAAAUUUUAUAUUGUGGCGACCAGAUUUAGAUACAAAUUUGCUGCGAGUUAGAUAGAUUCUGCAUGCUUGCUAUAGGUGUGCUCCCACCUGUUGUACAGUUUAUCCGUGUAUACAUGUCUAGGUGAAGUUGGGCGCUUCAGAUUAUUGUGCUCAGAUUUGUGAUGAACAGCCUGGUUUUUAUAAUGCGAAGGUGUGUGUUUUAUGUUCA